AUUCUUUAUUGGACAUAUAAUCCUGCAAGUGGCAAAAAUAGUUUGUACGUUGCGAUGUCCCAAGCAUGUCAGCUGAAAGCCUUGCUUCAGGUUACUGCGGCUAAAAUGGAUAUUGAGGAUGAACUUCUUGAGCACUACCUGAAUCAGGUUGUGAAAGUAGUAUGUUCGUCUGACUUGUCAAAAGCACUCACAGAAGAAUUCCUAUUAUCUGUCAAAUGCUUAAUUAACAUUUGUUCAGCUGUUCAAGGAACACGUCUUUUAUCAACUCUGCUGUCAACUCAAGAAAAACGUGAAGAGUUCACUCGGAUCCUUACUACCCUCUCUUUGGAUAAUUCUAGAAGUCAUGCUGAUUUAGCGUCUCUAGUUAUUGACUUGAUUUCAAAUUUGACUAGAGAUCCUGUUUGGUUGGGUCAUUUUGGUGAACAUUUUGAUAACAAACAUAUUAGAUCGAUCCUCAGCUCAGGUUCUUCUAUCCAGAAGUUUCUCCCAAUAGUACUUAAUCUAAGUAGGUUAACAUCAGUACGCCACUCCAUAUGCUCAUCAGAACUAUUACGAAAGCUGAUCGGUUUAUUUUCAAAUGUGAGUUCCGUCCCUAUCAAAAUUCUAAUAGCUGGCAUAAUAAAAAACUGCUCAUUUGAAGAUGAGCUUCAUAGUGAACUUUUCAACAAGGGCGUUGGUUUGCUUGAUGCACUUUUAGUUCCACUUUGUGGUCCAGAAGAUUGUAUUGACAAAGAAGACCGUGCUAUAAUGCCUAAGUCUGUGCAGACUAUAACUGGGAGCUCCCAAUUUUCUCGUUUGUUUUCCACUGAGUUGUAUCUUACUAUUUGCCAAACAUUUUUGCAGUUCUGCUCCACAAGUCACGGACGAACAUUUCUUCGGUCCAAUGGAGUUUAUUUUAUUUUGCGCGAGUUACACAAUUAUAUAGCAAAAGCUGAAGAACAAACACAAUGUCCUAAAACUGACGAAGCAGUUACAAACAAGGAAUUAUUAUUUUGUAUCGAACAAGUAGUAGAUCAACUCAUUUGUGAGGAAAGUGAACGUGAUGAGCGCUGUGCAAAAUCCAGUCUUAGAGAAAUAAAUAUUGACGCAGAAACUCAAGAGAAACUUGAUAGAGUGAAAAAAGACUAUUUGGAAUGCAAUUAAUGUCUGAUAUCUUUAGUGUAUUUCAUUUUGGCUUUGUAAAUAGUCAGUACUCCAGUUGCUGUUUCUACUCUUUAAUUUUUCGACACCUCGAUUAAUUCUAAGUAACACUUACGAAAUUGAAUUUGAGUUGUUUAACGUUAAACCUGUGUAACAACCUUCGUUGAUAGAAAUCCUUUUUUAUCACUAAGCGAAAUAUUAGACCUUAUCUGCGAA
Molecule: messenger RNA, 1356 nt
Organism: Schistosoma margrebowiei
Lineage: Eukaryota; Metazoa; Platyhelminthes; Trematoda; Strigeidida; Schistosomatidae
Source: the annotation of a GenBank genome assembly